This is a messenger RNA of Saxophila tyrrhenica, 1089 nucleotides long. RefSeq lists its product as uncharacterized. NCBI's taxonomy places the organism in Eukaryota, Fungi, Ascomycota, Dothideomycetes, Mycosphaerellales, Extremaceae. The transcript has a single exon. The coding region runs from base 1 to 1089 and encodes 362 amino acids. The record is from RefSeq and is a predicted model, not a curated record.
AUGAGUGACAGUGUCGAUCGAUCUGUCGGUGCCAUUCAGGAAGAAGACCCGACAACCACCUCUGUAGCCACGAUCCCAGAUGCAGCGUCGCAAAACCUUGGCCUUGCAAGGUUUGAUGCGAUGCGAGACCAGGGGAUCGCUCAGAAAAAGCGUGAAGAGGAAGUAAUCCGAGCCCGGCUGGCCAGAAGGAAUCGCACCGACCCAAGAACCUUCCCGUUGUUGCGUCCUCUCACUAGGGACAUAGUAGAAGAAUACCACUCCACGAUCUGGCACAAGGUCAAGAACAUAGGGUACUCAUACUUCGUUGAGCUGGGCCUUGAUCCUCGCGCUCGACCAGAAUGGUGUCUGGACCCAAGCACAGAAUCGAAGGCAUUGUUCCAGCAGGUCUGGGGCGAGGGCGAGACCUGGCAGUCAAACGUCAACGAGCUGACUCAAUUGGGCGACCUGACCGCCGUUGAUAUUGUACAGGGCUGCCUUGGGGCCGCGGUCAAGCAGAUGGUGUACGAUCGUGAGCUGCCAUGGGACAGCCCUAGAAUGGUUUUGGAGAAAUUGAAGAAGCAUGCUCCGUACAUGACACAAGAGAUUUUUGUCCGGUCUCCGCGAAAGGACGAUCUCGAAAAGUCGUUGACGUUUCCUGAAACCGUUUGGCUCGCUGGGCAGACGAUGGUGCUCGAUCGCGACUUUCAGAAGCCCACGAUUCGUGAUGAAGCCGUCCGUCUGGCUACCAGAUUGAGCCUGAUACUGGACCCUCAGCUGUCCAAACUCGGCAUCCAGAAGAAGGGCGGAGACGAAGAUGCGAGAGCAUGCUGGAGGAAUCGAAACAACGGGUUGGCGACAAUGUUCGAGGAAGCAUUGAUUCUCAAAGGUUAUGUUCUUGCGACACCAUGCGAUCACGAGUUCAAAUGGAUCGAACGAGGGACCGAACUGGAUACGGAGACCAUGGAGGAGAUUUUUGAGAUCGACGGUCCAGGCACAGUCACAUGGAGUGUUCUUCCUCAGCUACAUGUCCUUCAGAAUCCAGACGAAGGGUGGCGGGUUACUGCUCCAGCGAUCCUUCAGGCGGACUCCGGCACACAGAAGCAGAAAUGA